AUGAAACUGAAGUGGAUCAUUAUGCUGUUAUCACACUGGACUUUCUGUACUGCAAAGAAUGAGUUCUACUCCUCAACAGAUCAUAUGACACAGCUCAUCGGCAUAAAGAAGCAUUUUUCUCAGUGUCUUGAAAACUACAUUUCAGCCUUGGAAAACCAGACAUGUCUGCUGAAAAGGGUUCUUCAAGGUCUUGACAGCAUCUCUGAUGGUUCUGAAGACCCUGAAAAAUUCAUUAGCAACCCCCUGACAGCAUACAAGCUUGUGAGACAACUAAGAAAUGCAGGCACAGUAUUCGAGGAAGUCACCAAGAAAAGCAUGUCAGAGGAUUUGAAGGCACUAAUGUCAAAGGCUCAGGUGCUUCCCAGUGAAAGUGAUUUGGAAGGCAUUGCAAUGGCAAUGCUUAGACUGCAGGAUGUCUACAGGAUAGAUCCAAAGAAUUUUUCAGGGUUGGAAAAUACACUGACCUUGGACCCAGAUGAAACAUUUCAUAUUGCAGUGGUUGCUCACCAGAAUCAGCAGUUCCAGUCUGCCAGUCUUUGGAUACAGGAGACUCUGAAGAAGCUUGAUGAAGGCACAGAUGCCAUGGUGACCAAACAGGAAGUUCUGCACCUUCUUGGCUCUGUUCCAUUUCAAGCAUGGAAUUUGCCCAUCGCUUUGGGGCAGUUACUACCCCCUGGUAAAUCUAGAUUAUACAUCUUGCAGUUUUCCUUUAAUCAUGUGAUUCUAAAAAAUACAUUGUUUCUGAGACUUAUGGGGCAGGGGUGGGGGGAAGUAACUAUCAUUUCAUGUUUUGUCCUUAACUAUAUUGUUCAGAUGUUGAAAUACUGUGAAUCCAAAGAAGUGUUAAUAAGAAGUUAUUCUAUGAGGUGGUAUAUAAUAUUUACACUAAGUAUGACAUUACAUUUUGACUGGCAGACACCCCAGAGAGAGAAGAAGCUGGCUUGUAGGUACACAACAGGUGGAGGGAACCCUCUACUAAUCUAUGCCCCUGCUAAAGAGGAAGAGGAGUGGGAUCAACCACUCAUCCUCAGAUACCAUGACCUUCUGUCUAUAAGUGACAUAGAAAUCAUUAAAAGACUUUCCAGACCAAAGCUUGAUAGAGCUACAGUUUCAGACCCAGUUGCUGGGAAAAUGGUUUCGAUGGUGCGUGUGUCAAAAAGUGCCUGGUUGUCUGAAGAUGAAAGUCCUGUGGUUGCCCGUGCCAAUCAGAGAAUAGCUGCCAUCACUGGUCUGGACAUGGAAACGGCAGAGGAGCUGCAGGUUGCAAAUUAUGGAAUUGGAGGACAAUAUGAACCUCACUAUGACUCAAGGCUGACAAACGACUCCUACUUUGAACUCCAUGGGGAAAGGAUUGCAACUGUCUUAGUCUAUAUGACUGAUGUGGAAAUUGGUGGGGCCACUGUUUUUCCAAACAUCGGUGCAGCACUUCAACCUAAAAGAGGUUCGGCAGUAGUUUGGUUCAACCUACUAAAGAGUGGAAAAGAGGAUGCCAGGACCCUGCAUGCUGCAUGCCCUGUUUUUGCAGGCAACAAGUGGGUUGCCAAUAAGUGGAUCCACACUCGGGGACAGGAGUUCAGGAGGAAGUGCUCUCUAUCCAUGUUUGACUGAGACUAAGGAGGACCAAGGACCUAAUUUUAG
This is a messenger RNA of Colossoma macropomum (tambaqui), 1638 nucleotides long. RefSeq names its product prolyl 4-hydroxylase subunit alpha-1. The record is from RefSeq and is a predicted model, not a curated record. The transcript has 13 exons. Gene Ontology annotation, cellular component: endoplasmic reticulum. Gene Ontology annotation, biological process: peptidyl-proline hydroxylation to 4-hydroxy-L-proline. Bases 1 to 1608 code for a protein of 535 amino acids. NCBI's taxonomy places the organism in Eukaryota, Metazoa, Chordata, Actinopteri, Characiformes, Serrasalmidae. Gene Ontology annotation, molecular function: L-ascorbic acid binding; iron ion binding; procollagen-proline 4-dioxygenase activity.